GGCGGGCACUCGGAGCGUCAGGGCGGCGCGAAGAUGGCGGCGGCGGUUGCUGGGCCCGGGGCGGCGGAGGCCCCCAGUUCGCUGCUGCUCGUGGUGGGCGGCGAGUGCGGGUGCCCCGGGCUGCUAGCCUAUGUGCUGGAAGAGCUUGAACGAGGCAUCCGUUCGUGGGACAUUGACCCUGGCGUCUGCAGCCUUGAUGAGCAGCUCAAGGUCUUCGUGUCCCGGCACUCGGCCACCUUCUCCAGCAUUGUGAAAGGCCAACGGAGCCUGCACCACCGUGGAGACACCCUGGAGACGCUGGUCCUCCUGAAUCCAUCAGACAAAUCCCUUUGUGACGAGCUCCGGAACCUUCUGCUGGACCCUGCCUCUCACAAGCUGCUGGUGCUGGCCGGGCCCUGCCUGGAGGAUACAGGGGAGCUGCUGCUCCAGACAGGUGGCUUCUCCCCCCGCCACUUCCUCCAGGUCCUGGAGGACAAAGAGAUCCAGGAUCUCCUGGCCUCCACACCCCUGCCUGCAGAGCCGCCCAAGCUCACCAUCACCUGCCCGACCUUCGGUGACUGGGCCCAGCUGGCACCCGAAGUGCCCGGCCUCCAGGGCGUGCUCCAGCUGCGGCUGAACCCCCCAGCACAGCUGCCAGCUUCUGAGGGCCUGCGGGAGUUCCUGGAGUACGUGGCGGAGUCGCUGGAGCCGCCAUCCCCCUUUGAGCUGCUCGAGCCCCCAGCCUCCGUGGGCUUCCUCAGGCUCGCCCGGCCCUGCUGCUACAUCUUCCCUGGCGGCCUCGGGGAUGCCGCCUUCUUCGCCGUCAACGGCUUCACCGUGCUGGUCAACGGUGGCUCCAACCCCAAGUCGAGCUUCUGGAAGCUGGUGCGGCACCUGGACCGGGUGGACGCCGUGCUGGUGACCCACGCGGGCGCCGACAGCCUCCCAGGCCUCAACAGCCUGCUGCGCCGCAAGCUGGCGGAGCGCGAUGAGGCAGCCGCGGGCGGGGACUCCGGGGAUGACCGGCUGCGCAGGCUCAUCUCCCCCAACCUGGGCGUCGUGUUCCUCAACGCCCGCGUGGCCGCCUCGCGCCUGGUGCGCGGCGAGGAUGAGGCAGAGCUAGCCCUGAGCCUCCUGGCCCGGCUGGGCAUCACCCCGCUGCCCCUGAACCGCGGGCCACUGCCGGCUGAGCCCACCGUGCUCUUCCAGAAGAUGGGCGUGGGCCGGCUGGACAUGUACGUGCUGCACCCACCCUCGGCCACCGCGGACCACACGCUGGCCUCUGUGUGCGCCCUGCUGGUGUGGCACCCCGCGGGCCCCUCCGAGAAGGUGGUGCGGGUGCUGUUCCCCGGCUGCACACCACCCGCCCGCCUCCUGGAUGGCCUGGUCCGCCUGCAGCACUUGGGGUUCUUGCGGGAGCCUGUGGUAACUCCCCAGGACCUGGCGGGGCCUCGGCGAGCUGAGAGCAAGGAAAGCGUGGGCUCCCGGGACAGCUUGAGGAGAGAGGGCCGCGUGACGGCGCCUCCCAGGCCCACCCAGGAGCGCCCCGGGGUGGCCCGGAAGGAGCCACCGCGGGCUGAGGCCCCUCGCAGGGCUGAGAAAGAAGCCAGGCCCUCCCGGGAGGUGAAGAAGGACCCCAAGCCGAGCGCCCCUCGGGCCCAACCCCGGGAGGUGCGCCGGGCGGCCUCCGCUGUGGUCAGUGGCAAGAAGGCGGGCGCCCAGGUGGCUCCCAAGCCCCGCAGAGCCCCCAACACACCCCGCCCGGGUGUCCCGCCGGCGGAGAAUGGGCCCCGCAGCCCCCCCAGCUUCCGAUGCGGAGGGGCCAGCCCCCCCAUGGAGGCCUGCAGCUCCCCCGCCUCCCAGCUGGUGGCCACGCCCAGCCAGGAGAGCAGCCUGGAGCUGGGGCUGAGCCCGGCUGGGGAGGAGGGCGGCAGCUUGGAGGAGAAGACCCUGGAGCUGCUGUUGGCCAGCAGCUCCCCGCAGCCGUGCACACCCUCGCCCGCCGGCGCCCACCAGGGCCCGACCGAGAGCAGCGGGCCGCUGUCACUGAGCCCGCUGCGGGCUGGGGAGCCCGGGCCGGAUGCCUCCCCCACUGUGACCACGCCCUCGCUGCCCGCCGAGGUGGGCUCCCCGCACUCCACCGAGGUGGACGAGUCCCUGUCCGUCUCCUUUGAGCAGGUGCUCCCGCCGCCACCUGCCAGCGCCGGUGAAGCCGGGCUGAGCCUCCCGCUCUGUGGCCCUCGGGUGCGGCGCUCGGCCUCCCCGCACGACGUGGACCUGUGCCUGGUGUCGCCCUGUGAGUUUGAGCAUCGCAAGGCCGUGCCCAUGGCGCCGGCACCCGUGUCCCCUGGCAGCUCCAAUGACAGUAGCGCGCGGUCCCAGGAGCGGGCGGGCGCUCCAGGGGCCGAGGAGACACCACCCACGUCCGUCAGCGAGUCCCUGCCCACCCUGUCUGACUCGGACCCCCUGCCUGCCGCCCCUGGCACUGCGGACUCAGAUGAGGACACAGAGGGCUUUGGCGUCCCUCGCCGCGACCCACUGCCUGACCCCCUGAAGAUCCCCCCACCCCUGCCCACUCCGCCUAGUAUCUGCAUGGUGGACCCAGACAUGCUGCCUCCGGAGCAGGCCCGGCCAAGAGAGGGCCUCGGCCGUACCCGGAAACCCCUUACCCGCCCCAACCCUGGCACCACCGCCCCCAGAGCGAUGCCAGUGACUGCUGCCAAAACCAAGGGGCUGGCCAGUGGGGACCGGGCCAGUCGGCCACUCAGCGCCCGGAGCGAGCCCAGUGACAAAGGAAGUCGGGCACCCCUGUCCAGGAAGUCCUCAGUCCCCAAGACGACCACUCGAGGUCCAUCCGGGUCAGCUGGCAGUCGGCCAGGAGGGCCAGCGGCCCCGCCGGGCUCUCCUGUCUACCUUGACCUGGCCUACCUGCCCAGCGGGGGCAGUGCCCGCCUGGUGGACGAGGAGUUCUUCCGGAGGGUGCGUGCGCUCUGCUACGUCAUCAGCGGCCAGGACCAGCACAAGGAAGAGGGCAUGCGGGCCGUCCUGGAUGCGCUCCUGGCUGGCAAGCAGCAGUGGGACCGUGACCUCCAGGUGACCCUGAUCCCCACCUUCGAUUCGGUGGCGAUGCACGAGUGGUACGAGGAGACGCAUGCCCGGCACCAGGCGCUGGGUGUCACGGUGCUGGGCAGCAACAGCACGGUGUCCAUGCAGGACGAGGCCUUCCCUGCCUGCAAGGUGGAGUUCUAGCCCCGCCCCCAGCUCCCCGCCGCCCCCCCCCACCCCGAACCUGCCACCGUCCUGAGAUGCAUCUGUCAGAAAUAAACCAGGUACUCCGCUC
This is a messenger RNA of Hippopotamus amphibius kiboko, 3319 nucleotides long. RefSeq names its product microtubule associated protein 1S (gene MAP1S). Gene Ontology annotation, biological process: regulation of microtubule depolymerization; microtubule cytoskeleton organization; dendrite development. Lineage: Eukaryota; Metazoa; Chordata; Mammalia; Artiodactyla; Hippopotamidae. Gene Ontology annotation, cellular component: microtubule; synapse; neuronal cell body. Gene Ontology annotation, molecular function: microtubule binding; actin binding. The transcript is spliced from 7 exons. The record is from RefSeq and is a predicted model, not a curated record. The coding region runs from base 34 to 3228 and encodes 1064 amino acids.